CUUACCAGUGUAACAUCCAGCGGAAGUAAACAACACAGGAGCUAGUCACGUUAGCUGCUUUGUUCUGUGCGUGGAAGAAGUCCCUCAGUAGGACAAUAAAAAAAUCUCGCUUGUAAUUAAGCAACAAUGUCUUCAGUUCAGUGUUUGAGAGAGUUCAUCAACGAGCGACUAACUGCUGCUGCUGAAGAAAUAUUCCGAGUUUUUCAGAAAACUAUCGUCGAGUACGAGGAAGAGAUCAAUCGUCAGAGCAGACUGCUGGAUAUCGUUUGGAAACCUGAAAUAAAGUUACACCGAAUAGAACUUCUACAGCAGCAUGUCUGUGAGGAAGAGGAGGUUCUCACUGACCAGCAGCUCUGUAACCAGGAGAGGAACUCCUGUCUGGACCAAGAGGACCCAGAGCCUCCACAGAUUAAAGAGGAACAGGAGGAAGUCUACACCAGUCUGGAGGGAGAACAGCUGGUGCUGAAGCAAGAGACUGAAACCUUUAUGUGGACUCCUACUUGUGAGGAAAGUGACAACAGUGAAGAUCAGACGGAGGACUCUGAUGAAAUUCAGAGUGCAGCAGAGAAAGAGCAUGUUGUGAGCAUGUUAGUUAAAAGCUCAGUGGUAUCAGAACCAAACGGUGAUGACCAACUCCUCUCUCACAACUCUCAUGUACUUGAGAGCCAAGAUCACAAAGGAGGCAAACAUGGAGACUCAGGAUCAACUGGGAAUGCAGAGACAGAACCCAAGAAGAGACAUCACAGGAGAAAAAAUCCCACUAACAAUGAAGAGAACUCUACCACAUCAAAGAUUCACAGUAAUAUUUAUACAGGGAAAAAGUCUUUGAAAUGCAACACGUAUGGGAAAGCUUUCCAGUGCAAGUCCAAUUUGAACAAACACCUGAGAGUCCACACAGAACUUCUACAGCAGCAUGUCUGUGAGGAAGAGGAGGUUCUCACUGACCAGCAGCUCUGUAACCAGGAGAGGAACUCCAGGCUGGACCAAGACGGCCCAGAGCCUCCACAGAUUAAAGAGGAACAGGAGGAAGUCUACACCAGUCUGGAGGGAGAGCAGCUGGUGCUGAAGCAAGAGACUGAAACCUUUAUGUGGACUCCUACUUGUGAGGAAAGUGACAACAGUGAAGAUCAGACGGAGGACUCUGAUGAAACUCAGAGUGCAGCAGAGAAAGAGCAUGUUGUGAGCAUGUUAGUUAAAAGCUCAGUGGUAUCAGAACCAAACAGUGAUGACCAACUCCUCUCUCACAACUCUCAUGUACUUGAGAGCCAAGAUCACAAAGGAGGCAAACAUGGAGACUCAGGAUCAACCAGAAAUGCAGAGACAGAACCCAAGAAGAGACAUCACAGGAGAAAAAAUCCCACUAACAAUGAAGACAACUCUACCACAUCAAAGAUUCACAGUAAUAUUUAUACAGGGAAAAAGUCUUUAAAAUGCAACACGUAUGGGAAAGCUUUCAAGUGCAAGUCCAAUUUGAACAAACACCUGAGAGUCCACACAGGUGAGAAGCCGUACCCAUGUAACACUUGUGAGAAAAGCUUCUCUCACCCUAGUGGAUUAAAAGUGCAUAUGAGAAUCCACACAGGUGAGAAGCCGUACCCAUGUAACACUUGUGAGAAAAGCUUCUCUCACCCUAGUGGAUUAAAAGUGCAUAUGAGAACACACACAGGGGAGAAGCCAUACACAUGUAACAUUUGUGAGAAAAGAUUCCCCCAUCUGGGCACAUUAAAAAUGCAUAUGAGAACACACACAGGGGAGAAGCCAUACACAUGUAACAUUUGUGAGAAAAGAUUCUCUCAUCUGGGCACAUUAAAAAUGCAUAUGAGAAUACACACAGGGGAGAAGCCAUACACAUGUAACACUUGUGACAAAAUAUUCUCUCAACGUAGUGCAUUCAGUGUGCAUAUGAGAUUCCACACAGGUGAGAAGCUGUAUCCAUGUAACACUUGUGAGAAAAUAUUCUGUAAGCCUAGCACAUUAAAAGUGCAUAUGAGAAUCCACACAGGUGAGAAGCCGUACAUAUGUAACACUUGUGAGAAAAGGUUCUCUCAACUGGUCACAUUAAAACAGCAUAUGAGAACACACACAGGUGAGAAGCCGUACACAUGUAACAUUUGUGAGAAAAGAUUCUCUCAGCUGUGCACAUUAAAACACCAUAUGAGAGCACACACAGGUGAGAAGCCAUACAUAUGUAACACUUGUGAGAAAAGAUUCUCUAAACGUAGCACAUUGAAAAUUCAUAUGAGAGUCCACACAGGUGAGAAGCCGUACACAUGUCACACUUGUGAGAAAAGAUUCUUGCGUCUGCGUGCAUUAAAACUGCAUAUGAGAACCCACACAGGUGAGAAGCCGUAAAAUUGUAAAACUUGUGGAGAAGAUUUCACACGUGGAGAUGACUUGAAGAUGCACAUGAGAACACACAGUAGGAAAAGAUUUUGUCAGAUGUCAAACUCGAGAAGACACAAGAAUUAAUCCAGAUACAAAGCUAUAUAAUUACAAAACAUGAGGGAGAGCUUUGUGUUGACUUUACAAUAUACAUGAGAAGAACCUACUGCAACAUGGAAAAGAUUAUAUCAUGUCUGAAUUGGAAAAAACAGUCCACACAAGCUAGAAGCCUUGUAUUGGUGAAACGUUGCAGAGGAUUCAGUUAUUCAUGGUUAAACACACAAGAACAUAUAAUGGCAGCACAUGUUGACAAUAAACAAUCCAUGAACAGGACAAACUUCCUGAUUUAACUUGAGAUCAUUUUUUUGUUGUUUUGUUGCUAUAGAGAUGACACACAAAUAGAAGAUGAUGUACUACAUGGUGUAGUCAACACAUUUUAUUACCAAUAAAAUAUUUUUGUCAUGAUGGCUUUUCAGACUGAUACUCGUAAUUUAAUUGAUUGGAUGAUUAGGAAAACUAAAAGUGACGUUAAGUGUUAGUAAUACAUACAAUAAAUGCCUAAACAAACAUAGAUAACAAAACGCUUUGUUUCUGAUCUCAUGUAUUUAUUUUGAUAUUACCUUGCUUCAUGAGAUAAUAUUCAGGAAGUAUACCAGGUUCAUACAUAGAUAGAUGACUUUAUUAAUCCCAAAGAGAAAUUAAAGUGUUACAGCAGCCACCUGACAUAAAUCAAAAUACAAAAUACAAAAACAAUUAGGUAUAGGUAAAAGAAACAAAUAGAAUUAAAUGCUAAUAUACAAUAGCUUAAUAUACUAACUCAAAUAUAAAAAAAUGGAAUUAUUAAAAAUAGAAUAGAGACUAGAGAUAUCACUAUAAUAUACCAUUUGCUGAGUAUACACUGCUCACUGAUGUUAAUAUGCUAUAGUACACUGUACAUUAGUGCAAGACAGAUGGAUGUUGAUGAGGUAGUAAGAUGCAUGAUUGUCCAUGGAUGUUACAAUUGAGUGUAGAUUGAUACUUGAAUGAUUUACUGAAUAUAAAUACAUGUAAUAACAGUAUAUACGGACAGUAUUUUAAAGAGUAUCAAAAUAUUAACCUGAAAUAUAACAUGUGAUGGAUAAUGUAAUAAAAUAAAAAGUCCAGGUGA
Molecule: messenger RNA, 3529 nt
Organism: Thunnus maccoyii (southern bluefin tuna)
Lineage: Eukaryota; Metazoa; Chordata; Actinopteri; Scombriformes; Scombridae
Product: zinc finger protein 2 homolog
Exons: 3
Coding region: 127-2352 (741 amino acids)
Biological process (GO): regulation of cytokine production; regulation of immune system process; negative regulation of transcription by RNA polymerase II
Cellular component (GO): nucleus
Molecular function (GO): RNA polymerase II cis-regulatory region sequence-specific DNA binding; DNA-binding transcription factor activity, RNA polymerase II-specific
Source: RefSeq, a predicted model, not a curated record